Pseudogymnoascus verrucosus is the source of this 1151-nucleotide messenger RNA. RefSeq lists its product as uncharacterized. The record is from RefSeq and is a predicted model, not a curated record. The transcript has a single exon. Bases 213 to 1151 code for a protein of 312 amino acids. NCBI's taxonomy places the organism in Eukaryota, Fungi, Ascomycota, Leotiomycetes, Thelebolales, Thelebolaceae.
AGCAUCUAUCUGCGAGUCCAUAAGAUUCCCUGCGAGAGCUGGCACCUUGCGGGAUCCCAGGACGCCGCGGCCGCGACGCCCCCUUUGCGGAAAAUUCCCCCCUCCCCUCUGAAAAUUCGCUGAUGGUUGCAUAAUCUCGUUGCUUCGUAUGGUAGGUAGGCUUGUAUGGUAAUGUGCGAUAAUUCGAUGAGAAAUGUGCGUGUGUUUGGGGUAUGACAGUGUUGACAGUUGACGCGUCUGGAUUUGCCGCUUACCGGGGGAUAGGGGCCAUCUAUCAACAGCUUCACUUUGGUGGGAUACUACGAGCAGACACCAUCUCGCUCUACGGUACAGCAUUACAGCUUCUAAUUUACUUCUUUUCUUUCUUCAUACGAUACUCCUACGAUACACUCUCUACUUUACUUCUUUUCUUUUCUACUCUACCAUACGCUCUACUUUACUCCUUUUCUUUACUUUCUGUGUCAUACUCCCACCAUACGCUCUACUCUACUCUACUUCUUUUCUUUCUUCAUACGAUACUCCUACGGUACGACAUGGCUACCCGACAGUCAAUCGCGCAGAAGUUCCUGGAUGCCGAGGAGACCAAGCUUCUCGACCUGGUGAAGGCAAUCCUGGAUCAGGACGGAUACUUAGACGACGAAUACAUGGCGUCUCAGUACGCCUACUCAAAGCAGGCUAUCAUGCUUGCGGCAUAUCACAUCCUCCUCGCCACCCCGUCAGUAGUCCUUCGGGCUAUCAUUCGGGGGGAUCUCCCAGCCAUGUCCGGGAACGUAGAGGUCCAGUACCUCCAGGACCCAAAGUACACAGAGGUGCCGCCGAGAUACGAGUUUAUCUAUCCUACGAUUUAUACCAUCUACCUCGUCGAUCGAGAGACCCAUGAUCCCCCGACCGUCGAGUACCUGCUCCUCAUCAUCCAUAGCAUCCGACAGGUGGCUGGCCCUAGUGCCAUCCAGCGACCCGCUAUGGAGACGGCGCUCAAGUUAUGCACGGAGCUGGAGAUCCGCAUGGCGGGCCAGCAAUUGCGGGAUCCCAUUGUAGGGGGGAUCGUGGACGUUGGAUUUUCUGGGGAUAGCGCCGCCCGGAUCGACCAGCACCUCGCGGAUGAGAGCAGCAAUAAGAUCAUGCAGAUAUUUGCUGACGCCGCCAUCUGA